CAAGGUAUUAAACAAAGCACAGAGGAUAAAAAGAGAAGGAAGGCAAAGCAGAAAGUACUGCCUCUGUACUCACGCACUUUGAAUUGGCAGGGGGGUGCUGUGUGGUGGAGCCCUCAGUCAAAGCGUGAAGCUGACGUGCGCGACGCUGCAAUUGAGAAGUACAACCUAGAACAAGAGGCAGAAAAGAAGACUAGACAAGAGCUGCAGCACCAGACUAGGCUUCUCAGAGAGAAAGAAAAACAAGAGAAGCGUGUGGCGAGAGAAGAAGCUAAGGAGAGGCGUGAGAAGGAGAAGGCUCAAGAAAGCGCAGCAAUCGAUGCUCGGAAGGCAGAGAGAGAGCGUCAAAAACAAGCUCGCAACGCUCAACAAAGUAUCCAAUUGCCUAACCAAGGCAAGCGUAAGGCUUCACGUCAAUUGCAGCCAAAAACAACAAAGAAGCAGAGUAGUACUACUAGGCGUAGUCAGGUAGUUGCUCGUAGCCCGUCUCUAGCACCUCCACCUACAUACAACAGCCGCGGCCGCAAAAUUGCUCCACCACAAAAAUUUAGGUAG
This is a messenger RNA of Didymella exigua CBS 183.55, 552 nucleotides long. RefSeq lists its product as uncharacterized. NCBI's taxonomy places the organism in Eukaryota, Fungi, Ascomycota, Dothideomycetes, Pleosporales, Didymellaceae. The transcript has a single exon. The annotation marks the transcript as partial. The record is from RefSeq and is a predicted model, not a curated record.